AUGAGCUUUCUAUUUAGCAGUCGCUCAUCCAAGACCUUCAAGCCCAAGAAGAACAUCCCAGAGGGCUCCCAUCAGUAUGAACUGCUGAAACAUGCUGAGGCUACACUGGGCAGUGGGAACCUGAGGCAGGCGGUCAUGCUGCCAGAGGGAGAAGAUCUGAAUGAGUGGAUCGCAGUCAACACGGUGGAUUUCUUCAACCAGAUCAACAUGCUCUACGGCACCAUAACAGAGUUCUGUACUGAGGCUAGCUGUUCAGUCAUGUCUGCUGGACCCAGAUAUGAAUACCACUGGGCUGAUGGCACCAAUAUUAAAAAGCCCAUCAAAUGCUCAGCACCCAAAUACAUAGAUUAUCUGAUGACUUGGGUUCAAGACCAGCUGGAUGACGAGACACUUUUUCCCUCCAAGAUUGGGGUUCCAUUUCCCAAGAACUUCAUGUCUGUGGCCAAAACCAUCCUGAAGCGCCUGUUCAGAGUUUACGCACACAUCUACCAUCAGCAUUUUGACUCUGUGAUGCAGCUGCAGGAGGAGGCCCAUCUCAACACCUCCUUCAAGCACUUCAUUUUCUUUGUCCAGGAAUUCAACCUUAUCGACCGGCGAGAGCUCGCCCCGCUGCAGGAUUUGAUCGAGAAGCUUGGUUCCAAGGACAGAUAG
This is a messenger RNA of Nerophis lumbriciformis (worm pipefish), 651 nucleotides long. NCBI's taxonomy places the organism in Eukaryota, Metazoa, Chordata, Actinopteri, Syngnathiformes, Syngnathidae. The record is from RefSeq and is a predicted model, not a curated record.